This is a messenger RNA of Mangifera indica (mango), 912 nucleotides long. RefSeq lists its product as uncharacterized. NCBI's taxonomy places the organism in Eukaryota, Viridiplantae, Streptophyta, Magnoliopsida, Sapindales, Anacardiaceae. The coding region runs from base 1 to 912 and encodes 303 amino acids. The record is from RefSeq and is a predicted model, not a curated record. The transcript is spliced from 3 exons.
AUGGAUUUGUCAGCAACGCAACCUAGCAAUGAGGAAAGAAGUAUGACCUUGUAUGAUCCAAAGAAAAGGACAAGAGGGAAGGAAAAAGGUAAAGGUGUUAGGCUUAAAAGGCAGUGGACUAAGCAGGAGGAUGCAAUAUUAAUUGAAUGUCUCCUCAUUUUGAAAGAGAGCCUACAUUGGAAGGCAGACAAUGGGACUUUCAGAGUUGGGUAUCUGGUACAACUGGAGAAGAUGAUGGAGGAAAGACUUCUAUCUAGUGGAUUGAAAGCUACACCUCACAUUGAAUCUAGAGUUAAAUUAUUGAAAAGACAAUACAAUGCCAUAAAUGAGAUGAUUGAGAAUGAAAAUGGCUUUGGAUGGAAUGAUGAAGAGAAAUGUGUUACCGCUUCAAAAGAUGUGUUUGAUGAUUGGGUUAGGAGUCAUCCUAAUGCAAAGGGUUUAAGGCACAAACCUUUCCCACACUAUGACUCGUUAGUCAUAGUGUUUGGAAAAGAUAGGGCCACUGGUGCAGGGGCUGAAAUAGCAACUGAUGUUGUGGAAGAACUUGAUAUUGAGAAUUUGGAUAACAAUGAGGAUACAAUAGAAAUUGAUGUUGAGCUUGAUAGUGACUAUAAUGAUCAAGACAAAGAAGAUGCAACUGGAUCAAAAAGGCAAAUAGUGAAUGAGAGAAUAAAUCAGAAAACUGCAAAUAGCAAGAAGAGGAAAAGAAAUGAUGAAGGCUUCUCAAGAUUGGUUGAAGAAAUUGAAUUGGAUGGUUUUAGUAGGCAAGAGUUGUUUAAUGUUGGAGAGCAUAUUAUUAAGGAGGAGCACAAGAUUGAUUUUUUCUUUGAACUGCCUAUGGAUUUUAGGAAGGAUUAUGUCAUUAAACAACUAGUUGAAUGUAAUGUGUAUUGUCCUUCUUUUGAUCCAUAA